Molecule: messenger RNA, 1183 nt
Organism: Daphnia pulicaria
Lineage: Eukaryota; Metazoa; Arthropoda; Branchiopoda; Diplostraca; Daphniidae
Exons: 2
Coding region: 192-947 (251 amino acids)
Source: RefSeq, a predicted model, not a curated record
UAGAGGGGAAGGACGACGCGGAUCAUUUGGCCGUGACGGAAGGCCGGACGUAAAGCGGAAUCGAUGACCUUUGCUACAUUAAUGUAUAUAAGACGCUACUCGGUUGUAGCAAGUUGUACCAGUGAUUGUUCUCCAACUGUCCACUCUGGAACUCUUUUACAAACUGUUAGAAUUGAACCAAGAUCGUCACCAUGAAGACGUUGUUGCUGGUUGUGUCGUUGGUAAUAUCAUCAGCCAGAUCUCACUACAACUAUAACCAUGCAGACAACAGGAAUAACGAAGCAGACUACAAUAAUCAGCCAAUAAGGAAACCGACGUAUCAUCACUAUCCGAUGACAUUCUUUUCCCAGCAAUCCGCUUAUUCUUAUCAAACGACCAGCAAGCCCUAUUAUGCCACUACUUCAUCAUUAGCAGUGAGCGGUCCUACUCCGUACUGGUACCGUCCCUCGCUGUACGUUCGUCCUGGUGUAGUUUACGAGUAUCAAUUCCAUGGUCCUCCUCAACCAAUUAUUCAGGAUCGCUAUUCUAAAGUCAUUUCACCAUUGACCUUAUCAGCUGAGCUGGCAGAACCUAUUGAAGAAGAGGCAUCAGCAGUAACAAUUGAAAGUGAUGACACUAGUACUGAUGCCACGACCGAUCUAUUUGACGACGAAGAAUUGACUCACCAAUCGACUACACCAGCUGAAGAAAUCACAACGCCAUUGGAACAAGUGGAUGAAUUAAUAAAAGUGGAAGCCACAACUAUUCCGGAUGACAUCACCACCACCCAGCAGCCGGACACUUUAACCACUGAAUCGUCAAUCACUUUUGAGCGUCACCAAUCCAUCAUUCCUUUUUAUUUGAGACCUUCUUCAUGGCGAGCGCGAUCCUUUGGCCCCGAUCCUCGUUAUUACCAACCGAAUCAUUAUUAUGGGCCGGAAGAAGCUAGAGACUUGCCUAGCAUUUAAUCUUGUAUAAUGUAUUUGUGUUGGAAGUUAUCGAAUCAUGCCCUUGGCUAAUGCUGUUUAGCAAUGAUCGCGAUCAGCUGAUUGUUCUUGGACUCUUCUUGUGUUUCUUGGCUGUCAGAGUAAAGGUAUAAUAAAUUUCACUGCUCAUAUUCUUGGUAUAGUUUCUUGUAUAUGUGGGUGAGUAUACUUUUACUUUCAACCAUUUUGUCUGACCAUACGAUAUUCUAAAAGAGUGA